AUGGCCAACUCGGCUGACCGAGUCUUCCACACUUUGGAACUCGCUCAGCAAAUCGUCUUUGAGCUGGAACUCAAGGAUUUCUGUAGAACAUUAUCGAUAACAAAAAGACUAUGGGAAAGCAAGCCAUGGAGUCAAGCCGGAGCAAGCCUCUUGAAAUUGAAAGACAAACUUGAGGGCAGAUACACCUUCGAAUUCGACCGUCAUGACGAUAUGGUGGCGCCACUCAUAAUUCGGUCUUCGCCAGGCAACACAGAAGACGAACGCGACAUCUUUGUGCUAGACCUCGACGAGCCACGUCUCCUAUUCACAAAGGUAGAAAAGUUUCCUGGAUGUGCAAUGAUCCUUGGCCCUGUCCUCAUGGGCAGGGAAUACAGUGACUCAGAUGAAGAUGCACCUCCCAUUGUUGUUUACAGUCUUCCAGACUGGUCUCUAAUGGCCAGGUUUACAAACACCCAUCUCGGCAGCGAUGAGCUCUAUCCCUAUCUGAGAAAUUGCCAAGUCUAUAAGCAUUUCAUCCUAAUUGUUCAUGUUAUGUAUCAUAAGACAGCCCCUGGUGUGAUCCAGACUUGGUUCGAUAUUUGGGACAUUCAAGGAACGCAGCGCGGAGAAAUACUCUUUCCCAAAGAAGGAUUUGUAUGUGAUGCGUUCCACUCUCACGCCGGAAAUCACUACUUGACGAUACACAGCAGCCCCUGGGUUGAAAAUGGCCCAGAAACCGUCCAAACGUGGGACCUAGAACGGAUGGAGUUGACCUAUGAAUACGCCAUAUCCCAAGAUGACAUGGAUAAAGGCUAUUCCUGUGAACCAGGUAGUGGCAUUGUGUACCUCUGGGCUGAGAAUGAAAAACCGUUCGAAUACUGGACUGUUGAUGGCAGGCCUGCUUCCAGGAAAGUGGCGAAAAUGGAAUGGGAAUCAUUCUCAUGUCACCCGGGAAUGUUUUCAGAUGGUAGCAGGAUUGUAACAAGCAAGUGGCUUACGCUGUAUACGAAGGAGGGAGAUGUAGUGAAGCGCUACAACGUGAAGAGCGAAGAUGACUACUAUCUUGAAGCUGGCGUACUUUUUGAUCGAUUCUUCUUCAGCAUCUCUUGGCGUGAAAAAUCGAAAUCUGCCUCCCUGGUCGUUUAUUCCAAGACGGGAGAGAAGUUGGCGUGGACUCGUCUACGUGUGAGAGGGAGAUACUUCAGCUGGUUCAUUGACAUUUCGGAACGCCUGGUUUUAGUCUGGGACGCACGUAGAUACGUGGAAACUGUAGACUUCCGUGGGCUUUUGCAAUAA
This is a messenger RNA of Fusarium redolens, 1275 nucleotides long. RefSeq lists its product as uncharacterized. Bases 1 to 1275 code for a protein of 424 amino acids. The record is from RefSeq and is a predicted model, not a curated record. NCBI's taxonomy places the organism in Eukaryota, Fungi, Ascomycota, Sordariomycetes, Hypocreales, Nectriaceae. The transcript has 2 exons.